UCAAAGUUUUUUGGAUGAAUCCCCAGUUUCUUUUUAUUGUUAGUAAGUUUACUCUUCAGAUCCUGCUUUACCAUGGAACAGUACAAGCCUCCAUCAGCUAAACUUGCCUUCCACAGCAAUAAGAGGUAUCAUGUGUUUCUGAGUUUCAGGGGAGAAGAUGUCAGAAAGAGUCUGGUUGAUCAUCUCUUUCAAGCUCUCUCCGCAGCAGGAUUGAACGUCUUCUUGGACAGUCACAAAUUGGAAAAGGGGGAAAUUAUAGGGUUAAGCUUGGAAAGAGCAAUCGAAAGCAGUGCCAUACGCAUUCCUAUAUUUUCCAGAGGGUAUGCAGACUCAGCAUGGUGUCUCAAGGAGGCCGCUGCAAUGUUGAAGUCCCCUGGCUUGAUCAUUCCUCUCUUUUAUCAUGUGAAUCCAACUCAUGUUAGAUAUCCUGAAAAUGAGUGCAGUCCCUAUUACCAGUCAUUUCUCAAACAUUAUAGCUAUUCAGGCCAAUACCCAAGAGAAGAGAUUGAGUGGUGGAAGCGUGCCCUUCUACAGAUCUGUCCGUGUCUAAACUUAUAUGACCGUUCAGUUCGAUACCGAAGAGAAGAGAUUGAUGAGUGGAAGCUUGCCCUUCGACAGAUCUGUUCUCGCUCAGGCUGGUCCUUGGAUUUAACUGAAGGCUAUGAAGCUCGGCUAGUAAAGACGGUGGUGAAUGAUCUGAUUAAGACUUUGCACAGAGUGCCGUUAGAAGUUGCCAAGCAUCCGGUGGGAAUGGACAGCUUGAAGAAUGCUCUUAUUCAGAAAUUGAAUCUUCAUUCAGUGGAUGAGGUGGUUAAAAUUGGAAUAUGGGGUAUUGGUGGUAUUGGGAAGACCACAGUUGCCAAGGCCCUGUACAAUCAGCUCUAUGCUGAUUUUGAAGCUGCUUCCUUUGUAUCUAAUGUCCGCAUCACUGCUGCAGACGCCACUGGCCUUACAAAUUUGCAGAAGCAAAUUUUCAAGGAUUUGACCAAAUAUGAUGACAAAGUGGACAAUGUUGAUCAGGGAAUUUCUUUGUUCAGAGAUCGUUUGGGAGGACGGCGUGUGCUGCUUAUUCUGGAUGAUGUGGAUGCUGUUGAACAACUGUAUGCUUUGGUUGGAGAUUGGUUGGAUUCUGGCAGCAGAGUUAUUAUAACUUCUAGAGAUAAACACAUUCUCAAUGUUGCUCAGGUGUCAUCUGAACUUAUCCAUGAGAUAAGUGGAUUAGAGAUAGAUGAAGGUCUCCAAUUAUUUAGUUGGCAUGCUUUUCUCAAAGCGUCUCCAAAUCCGAGUCACAGAGAGCUGUCCAAAAGAAUAGUGGAAGCUUGCAAGGGGCAUCCUCUUUCAUUGGAAGUGAUUGGGUCCUUUUUGUAUGAUAAACAAAAUGAUAUUUGUUGCUGGACAGAAGCUCUUCAUAACAUUACCCUCAACCCAGAAAUUCACAAAAGACUUUAUAUCAGCUAUGGUGCUCUUAGUGAUGAGGAAAAAGAAAUAUUCAUGGACAUUGCCUGCUUCUUUGUUGGAGAAGAGAAAACAUGUGCCAUUGUUUUUUGGAAAUCCUUGUAUAAGAUGGUAGACACUGCCAUCUCAAAUCUUUCAAUGAAGUUAUUGAUAAAGAUCGACGAAGGAGGUGUAUUUGAUAUGCAUGACCAUUUGCGAGAUAUGGGGCGAACUAUUGCUGAAAAAGAAAAGGAGCGUACCCGACUAUGGGAGGCUGCCCAUUUAAGCACCAUAUCAAACAACACCAAUUUCUCUCGCCUUCGAAUCAAUGGAGGCAAUCCACAAAGGCUUGAAAUGUUGUACAGACCUGGUCUUCGCUAUCUUCAUUUGAAGUGUCUGCACAUUAAAGUCAGGGCAAAAGACGCACUGGCCAUGCUUCCUCCAAGUUUGAUAUGGUUAAGACUGGAAUAUUGUGGUUUUGAUAUUGAGAGGAACAAAGCAAGAAAAAAGGAGCCAAGUCACUCAAGAUUUGAGGCUAACAUUUGGCAAUUGAAGAUUAUGCAACUACAAUUUUGCAAUGGAGUUGACAGUCUUACUCUUGACUCCCUGUUUUCACUUCCUAACAUACAACUGCAGCACUUGAAAUUGUGUGGAAGUUUAAACAACCUCCCCAAUGCCAUUGGCAACCUGUCACAGCUGCAGCACUUGAACUUGAGAGGGUGUGAAAGCUUAAAUAACCUCCCUUAUACCAUUGGCAACCUUUCACAGCUGCAACAUUUGAAUUUGAGAGGGUGUGGAAGUUUAAAUAACCUUGUUGAUACCAUUGGCAACUUGACACAACUGAAGCUCAUGGAAUUGAGAGAUUGUAAAAGCUUAAAUAGCCUCCCGGAUACAAUUGGCAACCUGUCACAGCUUCAGCAUCUAGACUUGAAAAGGUGUGUAAGCUUAAAUAACCUCCCUAAUACCAUAGGCAACAUGUCACAGUUGCAACACUUGGACUUGGAAGAUUGUGGAAGCUUAAAUAACCUCCCGGAUACCAUUGGCAACCUGUCACAGCUCCAACACUUGGACCUGGAAGAGUGUGGAAGGUUAAUUAACCUCCCGGAUACCAUUGGCAACCUAUCACAGCUGCAGUACUUGGGCUUGGGAAAGUGUGAAAGCUUAAAUGAACUCCCUGAUACUAUUGGCAACUUGUCACAGCUGCAACACUUUGAUUUGAGAUUUUGUGGAAGCUUAAGUAACAUCCCUAAUACUAUUGGCAACUUGCGAAAGCUGCAGUUCUUGGAUUUGGAAGGAUGUAAAAACUUGAAUAACCUCCCUGAUACCUUUGGCAACCUGUCACAGAUGCAGCGCCUGGACUUGGGAUGGUGUUUGAACUUAAAUAAGCUCCCUGAAACCAUUGGCAACCUGUUGCAGCUGCAGCACUUGGACUUGGGAUGGUGUAUAAGCUUAAAUAGCAUUCCUGACACCAUUGGUAACUUGUCACAUCUACAGUACUUGGACUUGAGAUUUUGUAAAAGCUUAAAUGACCUCCCUAAUACUUUUGGCUACCUGUCACAGCUGCAGCAUUUGGAUUUGGGUCAAUGUGAAAGCUUGAAUAACCUCCCUCAUACAAUUGGCAGCCUAUCACAAUUGCAGCAUUUAGAUUUGAGAUUCUGUAAAACCUUAAAUAAGCUACCUGAUACCAUUGCCAACCUGUCACAGUUGCAGUAUUUGGAUUUGAGAUUCUGUGGGAGGUUAAAUAACCUUCCUAAUACCAUUACGAACCUGUCUCACCUGCAUCACUUGGACGUGAGAGUGUAGGUUUAAAUAAAUGUCUCCCUCACAAUAACAUAAAGAUACUACCAUUUAAAUAAAAAUCUCUCGUUUCGUUUC
Cryptomeria japonica (Japanese cedar) is the source of this 3309-nucleotide messenger RNA. RefSeq names its product disease resistance protein RPV1. Gene Ontology annotation, molecular function: protein binding; ADP binding. Lineage: Eukaryota; Viridiplantae; Streptophyta; Pinopsida; Cupressales; Cupressaceae. Gene Ontology annotation, biological process: signal transduction; defense response. The transcript is spliced from 2 exons. The coding region runs from base 73 to 3237 and encodes 1054 amino acids. The record is from RefSeq and is a predicted model, not a curated record.